Tilletiaria anomala UBC 951 is the source of this 605-nucleotide messenger RNA. RefSeq lists its product as uncharacterized. The coding region runs from base 64 to 387 and encodes 107 amino acids. The transcript has 2 exons. The record is from RefSeq and is a predicted model, not a curated record. Lineage: Eukaryota; Fungi; Basidiomycota; Exobasidiomycetes; Georgefischeriales; Tilletiariaceae.
GCAAAUGCCGUUUUCGAAGAGCACCCCACCGAAGUUCAUCACAUUUCCGUUGAGCGAUGCUUUAUGGCCCCCAAAGCAGACCCAGUUCCGGGUAUCGGAUGUAUUCAAGCUGGAAACACAUUCCCUUUCCAUUUGGUCCCUUCAGCUCUGCUGCCCCAACGAGAAAGAGUUCCUGUCGUCAGUGCAAGUGUUGCACGUGGUCCCAACACUAAGCUCGGCACAAUCUCGUCGCCUUUCAAUCAGUUUACCUACCUCAACCCACCUGUUCUUUGUAGCUAUCAACCUGCGAAGCUGUCAACUGCGUCUACACGCAAUCAACAACACGCUACACCGGAGAUAUUCGAAGCCAAAAGUCUACGGGCCUUUGCAAUGGGGGCUGAUUCAUGACGGGCAUCAAGCUGGAUAGACAGGAAGAACGCCAGCAGUCGGAAUUGCACUGAAGCUUGGUGCGGAAUUCUGUUCGACCUUCAAUGCCUUGAUGGGUCCAGAUUUUCCAUGUGUAAAAAUGACGUCGUCCGGGGGACACUCAGGGCUGGUAAUCCCAAUCACGGGUAUGACACGACACAGGCAUACCCUGGGCCUUGUAAUGCAGGAAACGAAAGAUU